This is a messenger RNA of Lolium rigidum, 806 nucleotides long. Its product is annotated as probable inactive serine/threonine-protein kinase fnkC. The record is from RefSeq and is a predicted model, not a curated record. The transcript has 5 exons. Gene Ontology annotation, molecular function: protein binding. The coding region runs from base 1 to 795 and encodes 264 amino acids. NCBI's taxonomy places the organism in Eukaryota, Viridiplantae, Streptophyta, Magnoliopsida, Poales, Poaceae.
AUGAAGAAGGGGCUCAAAUGGCACUUGGUAGUCAACCUAAGGGACACAAAGAGUGGCGACCAGAAUGAGUAUGUUUCUCUUCAGCUUGAGUUGGCAACUGUGAGGCCGGACACGAUCGUGGAGACAACUUUGAAGUUUUUGAUAUAUGACCAGUUAUUCGGAAAACACCAUGAACAGCAAGUAAGCCACAAUUUCGAGACAGGAAGCACAUGCUCUGGAACCUCAUGCAUGAUUCCUCUCGCGGCAUUCAAUGAAAGGUCCUCCGGAUUCCUUGUCAACAAUAGCUGUGUUUUCGCGGUCGAGUUCAUCACAGUUGUCGUUGCUAAAGCUAACGAUACGUUAGAGGCGCUGUUUGUUCAGAAGACGAACAACGUCUGCAGUGAACCCCAAGUCUACACCUGGCACAUUGAGGACUUCUUUGUGUUGAAGAAUCCGAGCUGCUCUCCUGAGUUUGAGCUCUGUGGACACAAAUGGUGCAUCCAAAUCUAUCCAUCUGGAGAUGAUGAUACGAAUGGGAACUACCUCUCCUUGUACGUGGUCAGGAACGGGCCGGAUACACUGGACGAGAACUUGGCAUACCUGAUAGAGCAAACCAUAUCCAUCAAAACCCAGGAAACUGGCAAGGGCUUGGCAAGAAAAGGCCGGAUCGAGUACUCAAACAAAUGUAACUGUUGGGGAUGGGAAAAGUUCAUAUCUCUAGAAGAUUUCAAGGACCCAGCAAAUGGUUAUCUGGUGAAAACAAAGUGCUGCAUCGAAGUUGAGGUUGCAGUCAUUGGUUCCUCCAAGACGAAGUAGCUAGAUUACUC